ACGUGGGAGAAGGUGUGUGGGUGGAGAAGGGCUGGCUCUGGGGACCGCUCAAGACAGGGAGAGGGAAGUCUGGAAUUGGAAGGCUGAAGGAUGCUCCAGACCUUGUACGACUACUUCUGGUGGGAACGGCUGUGGCUGCCUGUGAACUUAACCUGGGCUGAUCUAGAAGACCGAGAUGGACGUGUCUACGCCAAAGCCUCAGACCUCUAUAUCACACUACCCCUGGCCCUGCUCUUCCUCAUCAUUCGAUACUUCUUUGAGCUUUAUGUGGCCACACCACUGGCUGCCCUCCUGAACGUGAAGGAGAAAACUCGACUGCGGGCAGCCCCCAACCCCACCCUGGAGCAUUUCUACCUGACCAGCGGCAAGCAUCCCAAACAGGCCGAGGUGGAGCUGCUGUCCAGGCAGAGCGGGCUCUCCGGCCGCCAGGUGGAGCGCUGGUUCCGCCGCCGCCGCAACCAGGACCGGCCCAGUCUCCUCAAGAAGUUCCGAGAAGCCAGCUGGAGAUUCACAUUUUACCUGAUUGCUUUCAUCGCCGGCAUGGCUGUCAUUGUGGAUAAACCCUGGUUCUAUGACCUGAGGAAGGUUUGGGAGGGCUAUCCCAUACAGAGCAUGAUCCCCUCCCAGUACUGGUACUACAUGAUCGAACUUUCUUUCUACUGGUCCCUGCUCUUCAGCAUCGCCUCUGAUGUCAAGCGAAAGGACUUCAAGGAACAGAUCAUCCACCACGUGGCCACCAUCAUCCUCAUCAGCUUCUCCUGGUUCGCCAACUACAUCCGGGCAGGGACUCUCAUCAUGGCGCUGCAUGACUCUUCCGACUACCUGCUAGAGUCAGCCAAGAUGUUUAACUACGCGGGAUGGAAAAACACCUGCAACAACAUCUUCAUCGUCUUCGCCGUCGUCUUCAUCAUCACCCGACUGGUCAUCCUGCCCUUCUGGAUCCUGCACUGCACCGUGGUGUACCCACUGGAGCUCUACCCCGCCUUCUUCGGCUAUUACUUCUUCAAUUCCAUGAUGGGAGUGCUGCAGGCGCUGCACAUCUUCUGGGCCUACCUCAUCUUGCGCAUGGCCCACAAGUUCAUAACUGGAAAGCAGGUAGAGGACGAACGCAGUGACCGGGAAGAAACAGAGAGCUCCGAGGGGGAGGAGCCUGCGGCUGGGGGUGGAGCAAAGAGCCGGCCCCUAGCCAAUGGCCACCCCAUCCUCAACAACCACCAUCCUAAGAAUGACUGAGCAUUGUCCCUGCGCUCCGCUCAGAUUAAUGCGUAAAGCCAAGGAACUACCCCACCCUCCCCACAGGGUCACUAAGCUCUGGAGAGAAAGGAAGAGAGCCAGAGGAGAGUUCUCCUCUGCGCCCCCAUCCUCCCCGCUUGUCACCCAGUUGCCUUUCAACCAAACCCUAACCAGCCUGCCCCCUGGUCUCUACCUGGGGAGCCUGGUUACACCCUUUGUUAGAAGGGGGAUGGUCUCAUUUUCCGAGUUGUCCUUUCCAUCGCUUUCAAGCCCCCUCCUCAGCUCUGGGCACGGGGUUCACAACUCACAUUCCUCACACUUCGGAAUCUGGCCGUUUGCCUUUGACUCCCUGACCUCCAGAGCCAGGGUUGUGCCUUACUGUUCCACCUGUGGGCCUCUUUCUGCCAAAGCUGGACCAAGGCUCACCUUUCCAAGCUCCCUAACUUGGACCAGAAACCAAAGUUUUCCCUCCUAAGAUGCAAGUGAAUUGAGUGCAGGAAGGGGCACAUGACCCUUGCCCUGCCUCUGCCAAAAACGGGGGUGGGGGGCACCACACUGGGGACUGCGUGGACAGUCUGUGUUACUUCUCUGCCAGCUGUCCCUGCAGUCACAGGUCCAAGAUCUUACUGCCUCCUUUCUCUGGCCUCUUCCCCUAGGCUAGCUGGUUUGGAGUAGAAUGGCAAUUAGUUCUAAUUUCUUUUUAUUUAUUAAACAUUUGGGGUUUUGGUUUUAAAGCCAGAAUUACAGCUAGCACCUGACAUUUUAGCAGAGGGACCACGUCAGACCAAAAUGUACUGUUAAUGGUUUUUUUAAUUAAAAUAUAUUAAAGAUUAAGUAAAAGAUG
This is a messenger RNA of Pteropus alecto (black flying fox), 2077 nucleotides long. It is a transcript of the gene CERS2, whose product is annotated as ceramide synthase 2. Bases 91 to 1233 code for a protein of 380 amino acids. The transcript is spliced from 11 exons. Lineage: Eukaryota; Metazoa; Chordata; Mammalia; Chiroptera; Pteropodidae. Gene Ontology annotation, cellular component: membrane. The record is from RefSeq and is a predicted model, not a curated record. Gene Ontology annotation, biological process: ceramide biosynthetic process. Gene Ontology annotation, molecular function: DNA binding; sphingosine N-acyltransferase activity.